This is a messenger RNA of Gekko japonicus, 1370 nucleotides long. Its product is annotated as membrane-spanning 4-domains subfamily A member 4A-like. Gene Ontology annotation, cellular component: membrane. The record is from RefSeq and is a predicted model, not a curated record. Lineage: Eukaryota; Metazoa; Chordata; Lepidosauria; Squamata; Gekkonidae. The transcript has 7 exons. The coding region runs from base 278 to 940 and encodes 220 amino acids.
CAGAGUCCCCACGAGGACUGAGCCCUGGAGCGCCUGGGUUGCGAGACGGUGCCCCCGCCCCGCCCCACCCCUGCGAGAGCUCGACGAGAGCCCAUCUCUGCUUCCCGCGGACGGUUCCGCUCGCCCAGCCGGGAUCUUCCGCAGGAUCAGAACCACCUUUUAAGGAGGAGGAUUUUCGCCCCGGAUCUGCUCCUGCGGGGCCUGCGGAGAAGGCUCUUCUGAAUCCAAGCAUCUGUUCCAGACCCUAAUUCCCACUGUAACCUUCUUGCUAGUCACUAUGGACCUAAACAAUCCAGCGACACUGGAGUCCAUCUCAAACAGCAUAAUACGGCCUUCUGUGCCACGGCCACUGAAGAAUUUGUAUAGGGGUGAACCAAUGGCCCUGGGGAUCACACAGAUCAGCAUUGGCAUCCUGGAAAUAGCUUUUGGGGUGGUGAUAGUCAUGGCAGAAGAGACUAAUAAUAACCAUCAUGGUGAAGUACAUAUCCUAACUCCAUAUUGGACUGGAAUCCUGUACAUCAUUUCCGGAUCUCUGUCUGUGGUCGUUGCCAAGAAACCUAAGAUACCACUGGUGAAAGGCAUGCUGGGAAUGAAUGUUGUGAGUGCCGUGGCAGCUGGCGUUACGAUUGUGAUCCUCUCCAUUUCAGUGGCGGAAAUAAGAUACUACGCUAGGUGCAGUGGAUAUUAUAACAGGGAAAUGCCGCCUGAAAUUUGCCACGAAGUUGUCACCAUCCCUUACAAUCAAAUGCGCUACAUGGCUGCAGUUCUCCUGACGUUGACAGUCCUGGAGUUCCUCAUCACCAUCAUCACUGCUGCCUUUGGAUGUGCCAGUUUGUGUCGGAAUACCUACAGUGAAACGACUGUAGUGAUUUUUCAGAACACAGCCCAGGGGACCCCGCCUGCUGUCCUGACGCCAGUCAAGGAGGACGAGGUGCUGUGAACGUCCAUGGCCUCCUUCAUCCAAAAUCACAACCACUUUGUACUCCUCUUUGAAAAAGGGCAGAUCACACAGCAUUACUUUCCUGGCAGAGGAUUCGUUGAUCAACUUUUAAAAAAAGUUAUUGCCAUAUGUUGUAAAUAAACCAGAAAAAAUGCCUAAAGUUGUUUUUUUUAGUAAAAAAAAUAGCCUUUUCUUUGCUGUUUAUUUUGGUUUUCAGUUUCCAUUCCCUUUCUUUUUUUUCUUCCUCUGCUCCUCUGACCUCCAGAUACUGAGUAGUACCAACCAUCUAGGAAUAAAAGGAAGCAUUCAAGCCGGAGAGGACAGACUAUAUACCAUAUUAGAGAAGAUGUCUUCUUGUCACAGGCUACUUGAACUCUCUUGGCAAGGAAUUUAGCUAAGAAAAGAAUAUUUGCUGGCCUAGAACCUAUUA